Colletotrichum spaethianum is the source of this 894-nucleotide messenger RNA. RefSeq lists its product as uncharacterized. Gene Ontology annotation, cellular component: nucleus. The record is from RefSeq and is a predicted model, not a curated record. Lineage: Eukaryota; Fungi; Ascomycota; Sordariomycetes; Glomerellales; Glomerellaceae. Bases 1 to 894 code for a protein of 297 amino acids. Gene Ontology annotation, biological process: regulation of cell cycle. The transcript is spliced from 2 exons.
AUGGCUCCAUCGACUUCCAACACUUCACCCACUGCGCUGAAUGCGCUGACAGAUACGGCUGUCGCUCUUCUCCAGCAACUAGAGGCAGUGCUUCUCACUAUCAAUAGUGGCAAAGACACUCCUCAGCAGACUGAAAAUUCCUCCGUCGACGCCUUCCCCCUCGCACGCGACUCUGCCUCCCUGAUCAAGGCCCACUCUACCAAAAUCUCUGUUCUCAUCAUCAACGAGCCGUUCACGCCCUCGGCCAUCAUUAAAGUCCUCCGCGAGCUCGUCAGCGGGCCGAUUCCGGGUAUCGCCACAGCCGCCCAGGCAUGCGACGCAGAGCGCUACACCUCAACUGUUCGACGGGAUCUGUCAUGGAAAUGCUACACUGUGUUGAAGGAACUGAGGAGCCUUGUGGAAAGAAUUCCUAGGGAUGGCAAGAUUCUUUCCACUGCGCAAAAGUCAGGGGCCUCAGGAACUCCGGGCAAGGGCAGCAUGGCCGCGACGGGUGUCAUCUGGUCUGCCUGCGAUGAACUUAUUCAUUUCUCCAACGGCGACAACAUCCGCGACCGCCUCGAGUCCUGCCUGAAGCGUCUCAGGCUGACCACACUUCUCUACCAGGCCAUCAUCAAAAGGCGACUGAAAGCUCUUCCCUCACUACCUGCUGAGAAGUCCGACAUACCCAAGCGGCUUGACGAGGCAAUGCGCACCCUCAGGAAGCUGCCGCAUAUGUUUGAUGAGCUUGCUGGCGCUUUCUAUGAGCUCUCACCUGACGAGAUCGAUCGGGUUAUGAGUCUGUGCUUUAACGAGAUUGUUGCACUUUCGGAACAGCUGAAGGCGCCAUGGGCCGGUGAAACCGACGAGUUUUCCGAGUGGGCAGUCAAGUUCCAAGCUGAGAUCAAAAAGGGCUGA